AAAGCCACUGUUAUCAACAAAACUUCGUUACCCAUACUGCAUCGGGACAGUGUGAGUACGGAAACGGGAAAGUUUCGUACUGGGGAUAAAGUUUUUACAGCCUUGUUGUGUUUAUGUUGCCCUCAAAGUAACUUUUUGACGUCUGUCUGGCUCAUAUGCUUUCGUGUUGACAUCCUCUGUUUCAAAAAACUGAAGAGUGCUGCACUGCUAACCAUGGUCCCUGGUCCAGUUCAAAUCGUAACUGUGUGCAAGGAGGACCACUCCUUUGCGUUGGACACUGAGGCUUUGGGACGGAUCCUUCUCGCCCCGGAGAUCCGAGACAAACAUGUCGUUGUUCUGUCGGUCGCCGGAGCCUUCCGGAAGGGGAAGAGUUUCCUGCUGGACUUCAUGCUGCGCUACAUGUAUAGGACGUCGGAUGAAAACUGGCUUGGAGGGGAUGAAGAGCCCCUGACUGGAUUCUCCUGGAGGGGGGGCUCAGAACCAGAGACCACCGGCAUUCAACUCUGGAGUGAGGUCUUUCUUGUCCAGAAGAGUGAUGGAACAGAGGUGGCUGUGUUGUUGAUGGACACCCAGGGGGCUUUUGACAACCAAUCGACUGUAAAGGAUUGUGCCACCAUUUUUGCCCUCAGCACCAUGACCAGCUCAAUGCAGAUCUACAAUCUCUCCCAGAAUAUACAAGAAGAUGAUCUGCAGCAGCUUCAGCUGUUUACUGAGUAUGGACGACUUGCCUUGGAUGAAAUCUUUCAGAAGCCCUUCCAGUCCUUAAUGUUCCUAAUCCGGGAUUGGAGCUUUCCCUACGAAUACAAUUACGGGCUUAAAGGUGGCAAGGAAUUCCUUGAGAAAAGAUUACAGGUCAAGGAUGCUCAGCACGAGGAGCUGCAGACCGUGAGGGAGCACAUCCACUCCUGCUUCACCGACAUCUCCUGCUUCCUGUUGCCCCAUCCGGGCCUGAAAGUGGCCACCAGCCCUUCUUUCGAGGGCCAACUCUAUGAUGUGGCCCCAGAGUUUAAAGAGCAGCUGAGGAGCCUCAUCCCUGCUCUGCUGCAUCCCGACAACCUGGCCGACAAAGAGAUCAAUAGCAACAAGGUCACCUGCAGGGGCUUGCUGGAGUUCUUCAAGGCAUACAUCAAGAUUUACCAAGGAGAGGACUUGCCACAUCCAAAGUCUAUGCUACAGGCAACUGCGGAAGCCAACAACCUUGCAGCUGUGGCAACGGCCAAAGACCAAUACUACAAGAACAUGGAACGGGUGUGUGGUGGAGACGUCCCUUACGUCAGCCAGGACUCCCUGGAUGAGAAGCACAACUUCUUCUUCACCGAGGCGCUCCACUCCUUCUCCUCCACCAAGAAGAUGGGCGGGACCGAGUUCUGUGAGCGCUACCUUCACCAGCUGGAGAUAGAGCUUCAGGAAAUGUUGCAGUCUUUCACCAAACACAACCAAUCAAAGAACCUGUUCAGUGCCUUCCGGACGCCCGCGGUGCUGUUUGUCCUGGUGUGCUUCCUGUACGUGCUGUCGGGCCUCCUGUUGUUUAUCGGUCUCUCCACGAUUGCCUUUACGUGUGACUGUCUGGUGGGACUGGCCAUGGUCGCCAUGCUCACCUGGGCCUUCAUCCGCUACUCGGGCCAGUACCGGAGUGUUGGAGGCGCCAUCGACCAGGCUGCAGGUGUCAUCCUGGAGCAGGCCACCGUUGUGGUGAAUAAAUCAAGAGGAACCAAUGUCGCUCCAAAGAUGAAAUCCAGCUAGAGGGUCUCCCAACCUUCAUAGUCCUGAUGCAACGCAAGCAGUGCACAAUACACACACAAAGCACAAAGCACAACACACACACAGCACAACACACACACAGCACAACACACACACAGCACUUACAUAGGCUUCUUCUUGCUUCCCCUGCAGGCAACCCCGCAGCAAAAACCUAAGUCCAGACUAGGUCAUCACAGGGUGAAACUUUUGAUGCUGGUUCACCAGCAUCCCUUCAUAUGCACAAUAUUUUACUCUUGAGAAGUCCUAUAAGGAAAGAGAUCAAAUUCCUGUUCAGUACAAUAACUCACUGUUGUUGUGUUCCUUACUGCCGUUCUUGUACAUGUUUACAUUGUUCUUUACAGACAACCCUGUCUACGUACAUCUUUCAGCACAAGCAGUGAGGGGUUUGGACCUUUCUAUUGAAUGCAUGGGACCGUUGUUUGAGGACCAUUGAUGCAGAACAAUUUGCUAGAUCAUGCUCACUUUAUUUCCAUACAUACUCAUUAUUUUGUUGCUGUAGUUUCCAAGCUUGGUGGCCUUAAAUGCAUUCCAAUCGCUUUCCAUUAUUUUGAAAUGUUCGACUUAAAUUCCAUUUUCUACAUUAUUAACUUUUGAAAUGGAAACAAAGCACUUUUGUAUGUGUUUCGUAUGCUGCUUUAACUAAAUAAAUAUGCAAGUCUGAAAUGGCUUUCAUGUAAAAUGGGUUGUUUUAAAUCUGGGGACCCCAAAGAUGAAAGCUUACAUGCUAGACUUUCUUAAAGCUUUACAGUCAGCCAAAGAGCGUUUGGAACAGUAUGCUUCUAAGCUACAUAUUCAGGAACUUCCUUUGUCUUUUACUGUAUACAUUUAUAUUAAUAAAACAAAAUACUGUUCUAAGAAAAGGUCUUAUCCAUGUGUAAUGCAAAAACAAAAUUGUAUUUGUUUACUUUUAUUUAAUAGCAAUGUAAAAUUCCUAUUCCAUAACUGAAUAUUUUGGAAGCUAUCAGAAAAAUUGUUUCAUUCUUCAGAGAUGCCGUUGUUUGAGUAAUUUUUUAACAAACCUUUUGAACAAAGGAUUGACACUAACUGAUUAAGUGACGUUGACAUAUCAGUAACCUUAUAAGAUGGAGCAGUUCUCUUGAUAUUUCAAUUGCAUGUAUCUAUAAUUUAUCUUUAAGAUAUUCGUAUCACAUUAACAUUCAAAUAAAUCUCUUCUAUGCAUGUUGGUAGAUUUCUAUCAGAGUAAAUUGGCUGUAUGUAAUUUAUUUUCAUUAUAUAUUUCACUAUAUAUUUCAUUAUCAGUCAUAUAAUCAAUAAUGUUAAAUGAAUUUGAAUAGGUGUUUUAAGAAAAGAAAAAAAGCAAAUUUUAUUUUUUUCAUACCAGAAUACGUCAACCAAAUUUUCUCUCUACAUAUCCAAUGCUUUUUGCAUUCUAAAAGUAAAUUCAUCAAUUAAUGUUUCUAUUGAAUGUUAUAUUUUACAAAAUGAUGGCCCAGGAUUGAAUUAUUUAAAAGCUUUUAUAAAAUAUUAAACCCAAA
Messenger RNA from Gadus morhua (Atlantic cod), 3257 nucleotides. RefSeq names its product atlastin 3 (gene atl3). Gene Ontology annotation, molecular function: GTP binding; GTPase activity. The record is from RefSeq and is a predicted model, not a curated record. NCBI's taxonomy places the organism in Eukaryota, Metazoa, Chordata, Actinopteri, Gadiformes, Gadidae. The annotation marks the transcript as partial. The transcript is spliced from 14 exons.